UCCGGUUACCUUGACGCCUUUGACAGGUACACACAGUAAAGCGUGGCCGCGGCUCCUCCCCCCUCGCAGCAGAGCUAGUAGUCAGAGCUUCGCUACUGCUAACCGAGCUGCGGAGCACGGCAGAGAGAGGCUGUUCUCGGUUCCUUACUAGUAGGUUGGAGUUGCAGUGUGGCGCUAACGCGAAGGCCCGUCUCUCUGAGCACGCUACCGACUACCGCUGCCACAGCUAAGAGGCGGACUGUCUUCAAACUUGGAUACCAAUGUCCGAGAAGAGUUCGUCGUCCGGUUCGGACGAGGACGUGGACCCGGAAUCCGGACAGCCCGUGGAGUUCGGGGGAGUUUUAAGCAAAUGGACGAACUAUAUACACGGCUGGCAGGACCGAUGGGUUGUGCUGAAGAACAACACGCUGAGCUACUACAAGUCGGAGGAUGAACGGGAGUACGGCUGCAGAGGUUCCCUGUGCCUCAGCAAGGCCGUCAUCACACCUCACGAGUUUGACGAGUGCCGUUUUGACAUCAGCGUGAAUGACAGCGUUUGGUACCUCAGAGCGGAGGACCCCGAGCACAGGCUGCGCUGGAUCGAGUCCAUAGAACUGCACAAGGCUGAGUCUGGGUAUGGAUCAGAAACAAGUCUGAGGCGUCAUGGUUCCAUGUUGUCUCUCACCUCAGCUGCUAGUGCCUUGUCAGCAACGUCCACGUCCUCCUUCAAGAAGGGCCACAGGCUGCGGGAGAAGCUGGCAGAAAUGGAAACCUUCCGGGACAUUCUGUGCCGACAGGUGGACACCCUUCAGAAGUAUUUCGACUCCUGCGCUGAUGCGGUUUCCAAAGAUGAAUUUCAGAGAGACCGAGUAGUGGAGGAGGACGAGGACGAGUUUCUGACCACUUCCAGACCGGAUGGUGAACCCAAUCACAACAACAACGGCAGCAAAGAGAAACUGUUUCCCCCUGCCAGUCCCAAAGGUAUUAACGGGAUUGACUUUAAGGGAGAAGCCAUCACCUUCAAGGCCACCACGGCGGGCAUCCUCUCCACCCUGUCCCACUGCAUUGAGCUGAUGGUCAAACGGGAAGACAGCUGGCAGAAGAGGCUGGACAAGGAGCUGGAGAAGAGGAGACGGGUGGAAGAUGCCUACAAGUCUGCAAUGAACGAACUGAAGAAGAAGUCCCACUACGGAGGCCCAGACUAUGAGGAGGGGCCCAACAGCUUGAUCAACGAGGACGAGUUCUUUGACGCGGUGGAAGCCGAGCUGGACCGGCAAGAUAAAAUAGAAGAACAGAGCCAGUCUGACAAAGUCAGGACACCGCGGCCAAGUCCGGUUUCUCCCGCUGACGUCUUUUCCUCCAUCGGUACUCACCGAUUUGCCAACAAGCAGCCUCGUAGCUUUUCUUCCUCCGUGUCCUCCGUGGAGCUAGUCAGCGCCUCGGACGACGUUCACAGGUUCAGCUCUCAGGUGGAGGAGAUGGUGCAGAACCACAUGACUUAUUCUCUUCAGGACGUGGGUGGAGAUGCCAACUGGCAGCUGGUGAUAGAAGAAGGAGAGAUGAAGGUUUACAGGAGGGAAGUGGAGGAGAACGGCAUCGUCCUGGAUCCCCUUAAAGCCACUCACUCUGUCAAAGGAGUGACGGGCCACGAGGUCUGCCACUACUUCUGGGACACCAACGUUCGAAACGACUGGGAAACCACCAUUGAAAAUUUCAACGUUGUGGAAACACUUUCUGAUAAUGCCAUCAUUGUUUACCAAACGCACAAGAGAGUGUGGCCGGCCUCUCAGAGGGACGUUCUCUACCUGUCGGCCAUAAGGAAGAUCCUGGCGACGAACGAGAACGAUCCCGACACGUGGCUGGUGUGCAAUUUCUCUGUGGACCAUGACAGCGCUCCGCCCACAAACCGGUGCGUCCGUGCCAAAAUCAAUGUGGCCAUGAUCUGCCAAACUCUGGUCAGCCCCCCAGAGGGAGAUAAGGAGAUAAGCAGGGACAACAUCCUCUGUAAGAUCACAUACGUUGCCAACGUGAACCCUGGAGGCUGGGCCCCGGCUUCAGUCCUGAGAGCCGUAGCCAAGAGGGAGUAUCCCAAGUUCCUCAAACGCUUCACCUCCUACGUUCAGGACAAAACAGCUGGGAACCCCAUCCUUUUUUGAACACUAACAGGCUCCUCCACGGUAGGGAUGAUGCUCUUCAUUCAGCACACUGUCAGAAAUGUCACAUGGCCCACUCACCUUUCACAUACACGACCACCUCCAGCAGGACAGCAUACGACCGGGACGUCCCACAGGACACCAGCCUGAGGACGAGAGAGCGCUUUAGCACCACAGCCGUUCCCACCGCAGCUGCACGCCACUGGCCGCCGCCAUCCGCUGGCCAUGAAAGUGCAUUUACAGUCAGUUCAAGGGGUUUUUGAAGAAAUCUUUGAAAUGUUAUUGAUUAGUUCUGCUUUUUUUUGUAAAUUUUUUUUGUAAAUUUCUUAUGAUUACCUACUUCUGGAUUUUUUUUUUUGUUUUUUGGGUGUGCUAUAAUCACUAGUAUUACAGCUACUUGUUGUGCCGCUGCUAAAGUAAACGAGAGGAGCGUGGAAGCUCCCGGGAGCAGCUUCCCGCCUGUUUCCCCCCCCCCUCCUCCUUCUUGCCUUGUCCUGUCCUUCUAGUGACGACUCUUUACUGUUCGACGGGGGGCCAGAGCUUACAGCUUUGAAAUCUUUAUAUUUCUAGAUUGUUAUAAACUAGUUUUUUCGGAGAGCACAUAGACACAACGUAUUGUACAGAGAGUAACUUUUUUCGGUUAGUUUACCAACAUGACAAAUGUGAAUGGACUGUUAAACGCUUGAAUCUGAUGACAGCAAUGAGCUGAAGGGCCGUGGGAGACUGAGAGGCUUUGCUUGUUAACUCUUCUUGGACCAUAACUUUUUUUUUUUUUUU
Molecule: messenger RNA, 2909 nt
Organism: Fundulus heteroclitus (mummichog)
Lineage: Eukaryota; Metazoa; Chordata; Actinopteri; Cyprinodontiformes; Fundulidae
Gene: cert1
Product: ceramide transporter 1
Exons: 19
Coding region: 261-2135 (624 amino acids)
Biological process (GO): ER to Golgi ceramide transport
Cellular component (GO): Golgi apparatus
Molecular function (GO): phosphatidylinositol-4-phosphate binding
Source: RefSeq, a predicted model, not a curated record